UGCGCGUGUGAGUGUUGCUCCUCGUCUGGAGUAAAGGUGGAUCAGAGGAGCUGUCAGUUUCAGAACCAUUUAGCAGUGAAUGGAAAGCUCAUUUUCAACCAAGGUUAAAACGUCAGCCUUCUCAGUGCGGAAACUGGUGAUAAACGGCAGCCAACGUACACACGGCUACGCGUGUCUAUCAGGAUUCUGCAGCUUCUUAUAACGUUAGCAUUUGUAAUGGCAGGGUGAAAAGAAGAUGAGCAGAGCAGCAUGGCGAAGAGACCUGCCAAUCAUCCUCCAGCUUACUGACCCUCACCAAAUGGACCCAUUUUUUGUUUCAUUUUGUGUUAGAAAGGAAGCUUAGGAGACAAACAACAAGAAAGAGACAGAGGCCUGUACUGAGGCCAGUGUGGGGACCAUGUCUCAGUCUGGCAAGAUCUUGCACCUGUAUGUGGAGGUGAGGUCUGUCCCGGAGGAGGAGGAAGGGAAGGAGUUGGGGGGUGGUGUGGAGGGGAUUCACCCACUAGUGCUCCAAGAGCCGGACAUCCUACCUCAGUCCCAGCGCACCCCCAGCCACUCCACCUGUACCUGCACCUCCACCCCCAGCCUAACCUCCAUGUCCCCAGGAGUGGUGCAUAAUGUUGGAGGCAGCAGUCUCAGCCUCACCCCCUCCAAGUCCUCCUCUAGACACUCUGUCAGUUUCCAGCUGGACCUACCGGACAACUCAGGACCGCCCAUCCACCAUAGGCAGAGUCUGCCUUACGAGGGGACUGGUCAACUGCUCUCCACUCUCCAGCCUGCACCCAACGGGCCGCAGCAUGGAACUCUGGUGCGCACCCGCUCCUCAGACAUUGAGCACUACCACGGGAGGGUGCCCCUAUCCCCUGCCUCCUCUGGGAUAAUAACUGCCCCCUCCACUCCAACCAGUGGGUGCAGGUUCUAUGAUAGCUCUGGUGUGGGGGAUGAGGGCAAGCGCUCUGUGGUCAGCUUUAGCUACAUAGAGAAAGCCAGCAUUAAGUCUGUGGACAGCCCCUGCAGUGCUUUGUGCCAAAGUAUACCUGAGAACCCCUUCAGUAGAGGAAUGGAGGAGAGGUAUCUGCCUGCCCACCUCAGGAAGAGGCUUAGUGACCCUGUGUGGUCGGACAGCUGGCAGCCCUCCGGUAGCUCCAGUCCCAAACUGUCCCCCAAGGGCUCCCCCUGUCUCCGCAGGGCCACUCUGGACACUGUAGCCAGAGAAGCCACCUACAGGGCCAUGGAGGAAUUUGGCUCCCCGAAACUGAGGCGCAGACUGGCAGCCUACAGCCCAGACCAGAGCCCCAGCUUUCCCCGGCACUACCAGCAGCAGCUCCGCUGCAAGUCCUGGGUUGGGUCCCCAGUCCUGCCUCAGGGUACCAAAACACUGCCCGUCAAUCCACACCUCAUAGACCCAGACAGGAACCGCGGUUUAAAUGGCCUCACCAGAAGCCCAGCUUCUGACCAGCUCUUCGUUCAAGCCAGGCAGUCCUACUACAAAUACACCAUGUCCCCCUCCAGUGUUCGCCACCACUAUGGUGUCCAUAACCACAGGCCAGGCCUGGGGGACGAGAGCCCCAGCUUGUCCUCCAAGUUCCGCCCGCCUUUACCUACAGGGAGGCCCACUGCAAUCCAGCAUGACAUACCAGCAAGCAUGUCUACCAGCACCUCAGCCUCUUGCAACCAGAGGACUAGCAGCCAAACCAGCAGCCACACUCCUAGCGAUAGCCACUGCUUACGCAACAAGGUCAACUCCAAACCGUCAGAUCAGUCAAAUGGCAGCAAGCUGGGAGAGGGAUUGAACCAGACCAGUGGCAGGAGAAGUAUCUCCCAGGCCUCUAGCCCUGACAUGGCCCGUAAGCUGGCAGAGGAGGUUACCAAGCUUCCCACCAUCCUCAUGGACAGGAGGACUCCCUCCCCCACCCCGUUCCAGGCUGACUCGGCUAAGUCAGAGAGCCCCAGGCCUGGCUACCUCUCUAGGAAGUCUCAACCCUAUACCACCCUCCAGGGCACGGGUUCUCCAGCGCAGCCCCACCCUGAAGCUAACAGUAACACCCACCUCCAGGACCACAGGUGGACAGACAAGGAGUCUCCUAGUGUUGGAUGCCACUCCAGAGAGUCCAGACCAGGCCAAGGCUCGGGGCAAGCCUCCCCCCUCCUACAGCAGAAAGGCAUCUCCUCCCCUACUAUGCCAGCUAUGCUGCACCCAGUGGUGGCGUCCCACACUCCUAUCAUAGACCCUCGGCUGCAGAGAGCUGAGCUGGUGGCGAAAGACAGCCCCACCCUGCACCGCCACCAACCCCCACAGUACAUGGGAGACCGGGGCUCCCCUGGCCUGUAUAGGAGACAGUACGACACCCUCUUUGACAGAGGUGGUCCAAGGGACAGCCCGGAGAGCAGCAGGCGCCUGGUUAUAGGCCUUGACAUGGAGCCACCAGACAGCUGGACCUCCAGGAUGCAGCAGUGGAGGGAGAACGUGUCCGUCACGGACCAAGACGAGUCCAAUAGGGAGGAUCCGACUGCUGAUGGUGAUGGAUUGUGUGUGUUGACCAAGGAAGAGCUGAUGCAACAGGGGAGGGAUGAAGCAGCUGUGUUGGGGGAUAAACAUGGGGUAAACAGGGGGGAGACCCAGGACCAUAGCGGAUUGCUGGGKUCUUCCCAAAGCUCCAGUGGAGUGACAGGCAGUCUGGAGGAAAACAGUCAGCCAGAGAGGGACUGUCUCUCUCCAGAGACAUCCAGCCAGUCCAGCCAGAAGAGCAAUGACACAGAAGACACUGCUUCUGGGAUGCAGUCGGACAGCCACUCCUCUGUGCUGGGCCCGUCCUUGCACUCCCAGAGGAUUGCCCAUGCCAAAUGGGAGUUCCUGUUCGGACAGCCCACAGAGGACUGCCACGAUUCUAAAGACUCUACAGCCCCUCCUAGGGGCACCUCCAGCGAGUCUCCCAAGCCUACCCCUCCCUCCUCCCUGCCCCUGAAGCCCACAAAUCACUGGAGGGGGCUGGACGAUGAGGGACAGAGUUUAUCCUAUCACAACGUCCAGCAGGUGGAGGUGGAGCUGRUGACUCCACCCUUAGUCGCUGUGGUUGGCAUCUCACCCAAGACGGGCAUCAUCCGGAAAACCAUCAAGUACUCUGAGACGGACUUAGAUGCGGUGCCUCUGAAAUGCUAUAGGGAAACAGAUCUGGAUGAGGUAAUGUUAGCUGAGGCUGAGGCCCAGGCAGAGAGAGAGAGAGAACAGGAGGAGGUGGAAGUGGACUCUGCCUUUGGGAGUAAUCGCAGCGUGCUGGGCACCUCGGCCUCCAGCGCCAGUACCAUAGUCCACACUGACGGAGAGGUGGAGGAGCUGGAGGAGSAGGUGGUGAGCUGGGCCAGUGUGAGGAUGCAGGGGGAUAAGAAGAGACAACAUGCCACCCAUGAGGAUAAUCAGACAUGCAGUCUGCUGAUGAAGGGUCGUCCUUUGGACUACAUAUCGGAUUCCCAUUCAGCACUCAAGUCCCCCAUCUCAUUGACCAGUYCUCGCAGGAUCUCUGCGGAUGGCCUGGACUCCUUCAGCCACCACUUUGAGAGCAUUGUGGAGUCUCACCGGGCUAAGGGCACCUCCUACAGCAGCCUGGACAGCGUUGACCUUUUGACCUCCAGCGGCCCGCCCGUUUUCACCUUUGACCUUCCCACCCUCACCCCUGAGAUCCAGAGYCAGAUUUGUGAGAGUGCGCGUCACAUCACGGAGCUGAGUUUUGCCCAACUGGCCCAUCCAGAKCCUCCCAGGGUGUCUGUCCCUGUCCGGUCUGAGAACACCCUGGCCCCCACAGGAGACGGGCUCAGCAGCUACUCUGAGGAUUCUACUUCAGGAGGGAAGUCCCGGUUGGAGAAAGACUCAAUGAAAACUAAGUCUAACUUAGACUUUCCUCUCAUUAGGGAGAAGCCAGGCCACCGGGCUCCAGACCCGUUCCCACAGCAGGACGUGGGCGAGCACUUGGUCCUGGGCAGCACAGAGUCCCUGGCCAACGGAAACAAGGCUGACCUGCAGGCUGCCAAGCGCCUGGCCAAACGCCUGUUCAACCUGGAUGGCUUCAGGAAGUCUGACGUGGCCAGGCACCUCAGCAAGAAUAAUGAGUUUAGUCGGAUGGUGGCAGAGGAAUAUCUCAGUUACUUCAACUUCUCAGGCCUUACUAUUGACCAGGCAAUACGAGCCUUCCUGAGGGAGUUUGCCCUCAUGGGAGAGACACAAGAGAGGGAGCGAGUGCUGGCCCACUUCUCUAGGAGAUAUCUACAAUGCAACCCCAAUGCAAUACCUUCUGAAGACAGUGUCCACACUCUGACCUGUGCCCUGAUGCUGCUCAAUACAGACCUGCAUGGCCACAAUAUUGGCAAAAAGAUGUCCAUUCUGCAGUUCAUCAGCAACUUGGAAGGACUAAAUGAUGGAAAAGAUUUUCCUAGAGAACUGCUCAAGGCCUUGUACAACUCCAUCAGAAACGAGAAGCUCCAGUGGACCAUCGAUGAGGAGGAGUUGCGCAAGUCCUUUUCAGAGUUGGCCGAUUUGCGCACUGACUCCGCCUCUCACACCAUGAAGCGAAUUGGCAGUGGUCUAGGCGUGGCCCAGAAUCCUGACGCCCUGAUCUAUAAGAAUGGCUUCCUGGUGCGGAAGGUCCAUGCAGACUCUGACGGCAAGAARACCCCUCGAGGUAAGAGAGGAUGGAAGACGUUUUAUGUCAUGCUGAAGGGAUUGGUCCUUUACCUGCAGAAGGGAGAGUACCGUCCAGAGAAGCAGCUGUCUGAAGAGGAUCUGAAGAACGCUGUGUCCAUCCACCACUCUCUGGCCAUGAGGGCAGCAGACUACAGCAAGAGGCCCAACGUGUUCUACCUGCGCACUGCAGACUGGCGAGUGUUCCUCUUCCAAGCACCUAAUUCAGAGCAGAUGCAGUCGUGGAUCACCCGUAUCAACGUGGUCUCAGCCAUGUUCUCAGCGCCACCCUUCCCUGCUGCCAUCGGCUCCCAGAAGAAAUUCAGCCGCCCGCUGCUGCCGGGCUCCAAUAGCAAACUGUCUCAGGAGGAACAAGUGAAAUCCCAUGAGACACGUUUCCGGGCCAUCUCCUCUGAGCUGAUCGAGCUAACUGCUGUGAUUCCAGACAAAAAGGCCAAAGUUCGUGAUCUGGAGGAGCACAAGCAACGUGAGGAGUACCUGGAGUUUGAGAAAACUCGCUAUGGGACGUACGCAAUGCUACUGAGGUCUAAGAUCCGGAGUGGGGAAGAGGACCUGUCUCUGUUCGAGUCGCGCCUCUUUGACGAUGGGGGUCUCCAGAGGGCCCACUCCAGCCCCACUCUGCGGGAGGAGCACAGCAGCAGCAGCCAGGCCAGCAGUACCAGGGGGGGGGGAAGCAGCAGCAGCCAGGCCAGCAGUGCCAAGGGGGGGGCCAGCAGCAGUAGUUCCAGCACCAGGGGGAGCAGCAAGACCAAGCGCUCCGAGCCCCAGAGACACAGCUACAGACAGGCUGUCAAACAGUGAGACGGACACGAGGCUGUUGGGGUGGACAGGGUGGUUUAAACGAUUGGACUAUCCGUGUUGAUCGAUACACAGGGACCACUGGUGUGCCCGGUCUCCAUGACUGGAAAAUGGUGUGGAGGAGAAAGAUAAUGGGGGGGAUAGACCUGUUGCAUGCUUCUAUCUCGAGAAACCACAGACACUGGAUGCACCAGGGCUAAUUAUACAGUACAGUGGAUACUYGGGUCCCCCAUUUUACUAUACAAAUUACUAACUUCUGUGUGGUCCUACAUUACUGGUACUAUCCACAUUCAUUUUAUUUCAUUAUGCUUGGACCAAAAUCUUGUUGACACAUAAGAGACCGAGAUCGGAAUAUUACGUUAAAUCAGCCAUUAGAUCUGGGGUUUUUAAGAGGUGUAGGUUGUUUUCCCUCCACGAAAGUUCAGUAUCGAUYCAUUCCAGGAGGGACCGAGACAGAGCUGCAUCAGCUCAUCUAACUGUUCCCAUGGAGACUAAACGGACCCCGUGCCCAUGUCAGGACCCCUAGCGACCAGAGUGCCAGGACCUCAACCCACCCACRAUGCAUUUGGAGGAAACUGGAAGAAACACUGUAUUCUUCAUGAGACAUGAUCAAUUGGAACGAAUAUAGAAGGUUACUGGACAUCAUUUUAUGAUGCUGCAUGCACAUACUAGUUUUGUUUUCAAAGUCUUUGCUAUGAUUUUGUUAUUCRAAGGACUUUUCUUGUGACAAACUGCACUGAUCCAGAACCAGGCCCRGUUUGAGUAACUGUGUAGCUCUGCUGGAUCUAAUUAUUUCUAAAGACCUUUUACACACAUCAGCUAUGGCACCGAGAGAUUUGUCAUACUAAUGGGUUGAUGAAGUAGAUUGRUCACACAGGCUGGCUAUCUGUCCGUUUAAUUAACUUUUGAAGAGGAGAACUGCAUGCAUAUCAGGAGUUUGACGACUCUGUCUUCGAGGACAUGCUUCACUAUGAUAUCAAAAGACAAUYGUUUUUUUGUUUUUAUUCUUACGUUAUUCACGUGGUGUUUUGUAUUUGUACAACUGAAAAUGUAACAUGACAGAGCUUAGUUUACAGUACAUMUCAGCUGUAUGUCAAACACUCGUUUGAAAGUGUCUACAGGAAGAACUCGUCAGAUCAUUGAUGACAAAUUAAUUCAAAUGUUGGUAGAAUGUUGAUUUAAAUUCACUAUUAUGAAUUGUGAUGAGGCACUGUCUACCACACCCAAUAUAUUGUAUAAAAGAAUGUAACAUGUGUAAAAAUAUAUAGAAUGUUAUGGCGUGRCAUAGCCAUUUUCUUCUCAGGCUGGCAGUGUUGUCUGUAAACUGGUGCAGUAAUGCCACAAUAUAGCCACCAAAGGGUGCUGUUCAAAUCGGAAACGAUGGUCCUAGGUGGUAAGAUUGACUUGACUGUAUAAUACAGUAUUUAUCUGGGUGUCAUCRUGGACCCAGAGGCUGCAUUUACGCRGGCAGCCCAAUUCUGAUCUUUUCCCACCAAUUGGUCUUUUGACCAAUCACAUCWGAUCUUUUUCAGAGCUGAUCUGAUUGACCAAAAUUAUAAUAAAAUAGGUCUGCGUAAAUGCAGCCAGAGUGAAGUCUUACUGCUUUACUUUCCCAUGUGUUAAAAUGUGACCAGGGUGAAAUAGAUGAUUCCAUGGGGGGAGGUUCCCACCGCCAACAGUAUGAGAUUGUGUUGUUGAAUUAGACAGAAUAACCUGACAUGGCAGAAAUGUGUAACGGAGAUGGUUCAGUGAUGACUACCCUUGCGUCUUGAACUGCUACCUAGCUCAGCGGGCUAACAGUCUUGUGGGUUUAAACCAGAAACAUUGGCUGUCAUUGUAAUUCUAUGGGGACCAUGACAGGGUGAGGCAUGAUGUGUUCAGUCAUGCAGAAUGCCACAAUCACUUUUUGGGUGUGUCUUGCUCCCACUGUGAAUAYGUGAGGUUGUAUGGUGAGGGACAAUAAAUCAACAGUAGACCUAAAAGCUAAAGUAGCGUCAAGGGGCUUCUAAUGUGAUCGAACACAGGGGUUAUAACUUAUCACACCCUUCUGCACUUUGGGUUCGGGCCUAGUGUUGAAGUCGAAUAUCUUUYUUUUUUUGCUUACCAGUUAWCUUGGUCUUGUUGAGUAUUUGUCACUGUCAAACGUAGACUGCUAUUUCUGUACAUGUUUUUACUGGACUCACUUCCCAUAGAGAUGCUGAAACACACAACUUAUUUCUAGACAUUGUUCUUGAUUAACUCUGCAUAUUGUUUUAACACAUUAAGAUUUUGCUCUGUCAAAUAUACUAAAUGGUUUACCUUUUGAGGAAGAGAGGACAAAAAUAAACACAUUUUGAAAAGA
This is a messenger RNA of Salvelinus sp. IW2-2015, 7832 nucleotides long. RefSeq names its product PH and SEC7 domain-containing protein 1. Gene Ontology annotation, molecular function: phospholipid binding; guanyl-nucleotide exchange factor activity; protein binding. The record is from RefSeq and is a predicted model, not a curated record. Lineage: Eukaryota; Metazoa; Chordata; Actinopteri; Salmoniformes; Salmonidae. Gene Ontology annotation, biological process: regulation of ARF protein signal transduction.